Hippocampus comes (tiger tail seahorse) is the source of this 2186-nucleotide messenger RNA. RefSeq names its product VRK serine/threonine kinase 3 (gene vrk3). The record is from RefSeq and is a predicted model, not a curated record. The transcript is spliced from 15 exons. Gene Ontology annotation, biological process: protein phosphorylation. Bases 80 to 1630 code for a protein of 516 amino acids. NCBI's taxonomy places the organism in Eukaryota, Metazoa, Chordata, Actinopteri, Syngnathiformes, Syngnathidae. Gene Ontology annotation, molecular function: ATP binding; protein kinase activity.
AGACGUCCUGAUCAUGGAGAAGAGAUUGGAAAGGUACUUCUAAAGUCCAUUUGGUGUCAUUUUUUUUUUUAAUUACAGAAUGACUUUCCGUUUCUGCCCUCAGUGCGGCACAAAGCUGCAGUCCGGUUUUAAAUUCUGUCCUUCAUGUGGGGAGAAAAUUCCUUGUACCACCGAGGCAUCUGCGCCGGAAGCCACCAAACCUCCAAAUUUCUCUCCCCCUAAAGGGGAUGAAGCCAUUAAAACAGGCCAUGCAUCCAGCAUGUGCUAUGAGGCAACAGACGUGAAUGAAAGUUUAGUUUCUCCUCGUCCUGCACUGCGUAAGACUCGUAACUCCCUCCGCCUGGACAGGGAAGUCAAAUUAAAUGAAAAAGAAGAUGCUCCUCCAGUGGCACAAGAUAACAGUAUGUCUUCACCAAAGCAAACUCCAGUCAAACGUGUCAAGAAGGCAGCAGCUGUUGGGGCUUCUCCCCCUCCCAUCUUAAAACCUCCCAGAUCUGGAAGGGGCAGAGGUACGCUCCUGCAACCUGUGGAGGAAGGAGAAAGAACGACAGAUGUCACGAUGAGGAACACAGAAGAAUCCACGGUGGACAGCUUGCCUCUGACUGUCUUCUCUCCUCUUUCCUCUCCUGCCUCCAAAUCUCCUUUCAAAGGCAGAGGACAGAACAAAGCGAAGAAGGUGGCUGCCGUGGAGCGACUCGAGGAUGGCGAGGAGCUGACAGACACGACAGGCAGGAAGUGGACGCUGGUCAAGCUGCUCAGUCAGAGCCUGACAGAGCUCGUGUAUGAAGUUGUGCACAAAGGGUCGUGGUCCUCCUCGAAGGAACCUGAUUAUAUCCUUAAACUGGGUGCUGAACGAGGAAGAAUUUACAAGGAGCAGAACUUUCUGCAGAGGGCUGCGAAGCCUUCAUCUGUGGCCAAGUGGAUCAAGCAACAUGACUUGGAUUUCCUUGGAAUUCCGUCCUGUCUCAGCUUCGGUCACACGGAUUCUUACAGGUUCCUGGUUUUCUCCGCCAUGGGCCAGUCGCUCCAGACUGUCAUGGACAACAGUCGUCUUCCCGAGAAGACGGUUCUUCAUCUUGCCUGCAGAAUACUGGACGUGCUACACUACAUCCAUUCCAACGAGUACGUGCACGCCGACAUCAAUGCCGAAAACGUCUACAUCCAAGCGGGAUGCCCGACGCAGAUAUAUUUGGUAGGAUACUACCACGCCUCACGCUACUGUCCCGGUGGACGCCACGUGGGAUAUCGCCAAGGCAUCCAAGAACCACACGAAGGAUCGCUCGAGUUCAUCAGCAUUGAUUCGCAUGCCGGAGCAGCUCCAUCGCGGCGCAGUGACCUGCAGUCUUUGGGCUACUGCAUGCUGCAGUGGCACACGGGCGCGCUGCCAUGGAGUGGCCUCACCGAUCCCGACCAGGUGGCUGACCUCAAACAGAGAUACAUGGACGACGUUCCAGCACUGUUGAGUCACUGCUUUGGCAGAAAUAAAGCUUCGAGUGCAAUUCAGAGCUACGUGAGCACAGUGUCAGAGCUGCAGUAUACGGAGCAGCCGGACUACUCGGAACUGAAAGCCAGGCUCGCCAUAGCCUUGUCGCACCUUGGAGGCUCAGUGGAAAAACCCCUCAGCUUUUAGCAAGGAACCGAAAAGAUGACCCAACACGAGUUGCAAAUAUUUCACUAUUAACCUGAAGAAUGACUGCAGAGAUAUAAUGAGGGUUUUAAAUCUCACUUCAGUAUUUAUUUUUAUAGCUUUUAUUGAGCUUUUAUUGCUGCUGCUAGGAAUGGUUAAACUAGUGGCGGGAUUGUGUUUUAAUUCGUAGCCUUCUCACCUUUAAGUGUGUUUAUGCAGGAAUAAAUUCCCGGUAAUUCAUGCCCAUAUAUGUGAUAUUCAUAUUGAAAUUUGACGUUUGCAUAUAACAUUGGCUAACUGUUUUUUUGUUUUUUUUUUGAGCUCUUCAUUUUGUUUUCUUUCUCUGAUUAUUUAUUGUUUAAAUUGUGAUGCUCAUGCUCUUCACAGGUUGCAUAUUAAUGCACUGCUUUUGACAGGAAUUCUUUGUAUAGUGACGUUUUUUUUUUUUAACGUCAGUUCAUUUCACCUUGUGUUGUCGACAAACGCUGCCUGAAAGCAAACAUGAAUUGACCGUUUUGUAGCAAAUUUUCAACUGAAAUAAACAUGGUUCUUUUGCAAA